Messenger RNA from Mugil cephalus (flathead mullet), 3217 nucleotides. It is a transcript of the gene adpgk, whose product is annotated as ADP-dependent glucokinase. NCBI's taxonomy places the organism in Eukaryota, Metazoa, Chordata, Actinopteri, Mugiliformes, Mugilidae. Gene Ontology annotation, biological process: glucose metabolic process. Gene Ontology annotation, molecular function: ADP-specific glucokinase activity. The transcript has 8 exons. The coding region runs from base 228 to 1727 and encodes 499 amino acids. The record is from RefSeq and is a predicted model, not a curated record. Gene Ontology annotation, cellular component: endoplasmic reticulum.
GCUGGCGGUCUCUCUCUCUCUCUCUCGCUCUCUCUCUCUCUCACUCUCUCACUGCUGCUUCUUUCCCAAUCAAUGCCCGUUGAAUGACUUGUACUCAGUUUCACUUCUUCCGCUAUCCGUCUCUCCGCCGGCGCCGUUCAGCACACUGAACGCUCUUCAUGUGAAUUACCAGGACACAGGACUAACAAACUUGGAGCCUGCACAUUAUCGGAUUGUGUGGGAGCAUCAUGUGGAGGAAGACUUCAGCAGCAGCAGCUCUGCUGGCGAUAGCUGUUGGCUAUUUCUACCAUGGCAGCCCCGAGCUGCCGGAGCAGAUCCUGCAGUACAUCCGUCUGCCAAACUUCCAGACUUCAUCUCAGAGCCUGGAUGGUCAGAACAACCUGGAGCAGGUGAUCUCCGCUGCCUGGGAGACUCUGAUAACUCUACCAGGAAGGCAGUGGAGCAAAAUAGCAGUGGGGGUGAAUGCUUGUGUGGACGUGGUUGUCUCCGGAGUGGGACUGCUGCAGGCUCUGGCUGUGGAUCCUGGCGCCGGCCUGGAUCACGAAGUGUUGCACUCCAAAGAGGACUUGAAGGAAGCCUUCAUCCAUUACAUGGGACGCGGAGCAGCUGCCGAGCGCUUCUUCAGUGACAAGGAGGUCUUUCAGAGGAUUGCACGCGCAGCAGCAGAGUAUCCCGGAGCAAAGCUUUAUGUGGGAGGAAACGCUGCCCUCAUUGGUCAGAAGCUCGCCACCUACCCUGAUCUGAUGGUUUUGUUAUGUGGACCAGUUGGUCCUAAACUUCAUGAGAUGCUGGAUGAGCAGAUUGUCGUUCCCCCAGAAUCUCUCCAGGAGACGGACGAAUAUCACCUCAUCCUGGAGUAUAAAGCAGGUGAACAGUGGGGUCCAACUCAGGCACCUCAGGCCAACCGCUUCAUCUUCUCUCACGAUGUGUCCAACGGGGAGAUGAGCUCCCUGGAGACUUUUGUGGCGAGCCUGGAGGAGUACCAGCCUGAACUGGUCGUCCUGUCGGGCCUCCACAUGAUGGAGGGUCAGGGCCGAGAGCUGUGGGAAGAGCGACUGAAAGAAGCAGUGUCGGUCAUAUCUGACAUUCGUAAAGACAUUCCCAUCCACCUGGAGCUGGCGAGCAUGACCGACAAAGACUACAUGAACAGCAUCAUGCGGGAGCAGUUUAUGCCCAUUGUCAGCUCUAUUGGGCUGAACGAGCAGGAGCUGCUCUUCCUUUCUCAGGCUGGAGGGGGGCCCCAUGCAGAGCUGGCUGCCUGGAAAGGUAUCCCAGACGUGGGCCGGGUCAGCGACAUUCUCCUCUGGAUCCUGCAGCAGCACGGCCGUAGCGAGCCGUCUUCAGAAGCGGAUCUUACUCGCAUUCACUUCCACACGCUGGCCUAUCACAUCCUGGCCACGGUGGAUGGAUACUGGAGCAACCAGGCAGCAGCGGUGAUGGCCGGAGCCCGGGUGGCCAGCAGUCAGGCCUGCGGCCUCCAGUCUGUUGACGUCAGCAAAGUGGAACUCAAAGCCCCGCUGGAGUUCCACAGCUCUCACACCGAGCCACGGGAGCAGCUGUCCUUAAACCCGGCAGAGCCUGUCACCGUGUGGCAUCGUGGAAAUGUCACCUUUUACUUCACACCGGUGCUGGUCUGCAAGCGACCACUUCGGACAGUAGGGCUCGGAGAUGCCAUCUCAGCGGAGGGGCUAGUUUACUCAGAGUUGAACACGCAGCAGCCUUUCUGAGGUUCCCUUAAAACUGACUGAACCUGGAAGAAAAAGACCCAACAAAGUCUUACCUGCAGCUGUGGAGCCAUGGUCUCUGAACCAGUUCACACGUCUGUCCUGAUCCUGUGUCUUCUUCUUCCCAAAGCUAUGCUGCGUUUAAGAACGCGAUCGUGAUGACCGUUUAAAAUCCUGCCUGAUGACUCCUUCUCUGUUGUCCCUCCUUGUAAUGCUCCAGCAGUCACAGAAACCAAGGCAGAACCUUCUUGAACUGGACGUGACCGAGCCGUAAGAUGGCCUGACUCUAUGCACUUGGGCACAGCUCAAAGCCAUCUUCACAAACUCCAAAGAGCUUUAGUCGGCCCAGCACAUUUACUCUGACCUGCAUAUCUUGCUGUGCCUUGAUAAAGUACAAGAAAAGUUAUUAUAAAAUAUUUUACUUAUGUUUUAAAGACAAGUGUAUAAUGAAGCUCAACAUCAGUCACUGUCUGACACACAUACUAUAAACUGGAAACUGGUGAGCUUCUCUUGGUAGAGUUUAUGUGGUAAACCUCGAUGCUUUUUGUUUUUUCAGCUUCUGGUGUAUUCAUGUCAAAUGAGCACAUGGAUGCUCAUCCUAUCAUGGUUAUCAAACAUUUUUCAGUGUCUGAUUUAUUUACUUGUUAUAACUGUCAUCUAGAUAUACUUGACAUUUUUCUUAUUCGUUUCGAGAAGAUCAAAAUAAUGGACUGUGACAGGUUUUGUAUUCCUCACGUUUUGACUGACUUUGUUAAGAAGCUUAAAGUUUGGAAAGUCUGCAUCAGUGUCUUUAUGUUUUAAAAAUCAAAUUACAAAAAGGUAAAAAGCUACUUUAUUUGGGGUAUUUUAAAUAUGGUUUGGAAGCGGGUGUUUCUUUAUGCAGUAUAUCUCAGUUUACAAUCAUGCCAGCUAAUUUCUUAAGAAAGGAAUUAAAUAUGUCAUGUUAUUUUUUUCUUUCUUAUUUGUUUGUACAAGUUACUCUCAGAUUCAGCCUGCCCUUUGUUGAAAGAUGUAAUGAUUUAGCAUGAUUGGCUUGAAAAUUGUGAAAGAUGCCCAGUGUAACAAACCAGAAACACUCCCUGGAUCUAGCCUUUGAGUAAAUUACGCCUCUUCAUGGUUUAUUUGUUGUCGUUGUUUGUGAACUUCUUGGAAACAGCUUCAUCGUGUUAGAGAUUCAGUACAGUGUAUUUCAAGUGUCAGAACAACAAUGUCUGUAUACCUCAAAUGGCCGUCACAGUCAUGCAAUAAUAGAGUCUUAAUGCAACACAAAAAUAUACGUGGCAUUUUGUUUAGCAGAAUGUACACUUUGCACUAGUAGAAGUGGUAGGUGUGCCUGUGAGGGUGAAUGUAACUUUAACUCUGAACCCCCUGAUGUUUUUAGUAAGUACAAUCUGUUACCGGUUUCAUGGUUUGUGUCUCAUGUUUUUAACAUUUCUAACCGUGAGCAAGUUUCCUUUACUCGUAGGUUGUCAUUAAAAUGGUAAAACAUCUGA